Messenger RNA from Adineta steineri, 3204 nucleotides. The record is from the annotation of a GenBank genome assembly. Lineage: Eukaryota; Metazoa; Rotifera; Eurotatoria; Adinetida; Adinetidae.
AUGAUUCUAUCUAUUGCUUUAUUAAUAAAUAAUCUUAUUUUAUUCGUUCUUGAAACUAUUGGUUAUCAUACUUGUCAUAGUGUGGUUAUACUUCUUGAUGGUUAUUAUCAUCUUUGCCAGGCUAUAUUAUGUACAGUACGAAUAGUUUCACGAUUGAUGAACGGUUUUAAUCGUGUGCGUUCAACACUACGUCGUACACUAUUUUCAUCGAAUGAUAAUAGUUCAAGUCCAAAUACGACACGACGAGAAGAUUUCCCAAUAUUAAAUCGUCAUUUAUCAUCUUAUGAACGUUUUGAUUUAUCAACGGGUAGUCAAGGAGCAUCAUCAACAUCUUUAAAUAAUAUAAAUCCAACUAUUAAUUCACACAUACCAAUUAUUGAAACAAGUAGUGAUGGAGUUGAAUUCUUACCACAUAAUUCUAAACGUACAUUACGUACAAUUCCGGGCGUCUUCUGUCCUAUUGCUUUAUCAAUGUUUUCAAUAUCAUUAUUUAUGCGUAUGGGAUUUGUUGUUGCUAAUGCCGGAGUUUUACAAACAUUAUUACAGUUUGGUCUUUGUUUUAUUAUACUUUUUUGUACGUUGUUAAGUGUUUGUUCAUUAGCAACAAAUGGAGCUAUUGAAGGUGGUGGAGUUUAUCAUAUGAUAUCACGAGCAUUAGGACCAGAAUUUGGUGGUUCAAUAGGUGUUUUAUUUUUCUUUGCAAAUGUUAUUGGUAAUGGACAAAGUGUUGCAGCUCUUGUGGAAGCAUUAGUUGCUAGUUUUGGACCAGGAAGUAAAGCAAAUGUUUUUGAAGAUUCACAUUGGUGGAGAUUUUUAUAUGGAACAAUAAUUAAUAUAAUAAGUCUUAUAACAUGUUUACUUGGUUCAUCAUUAUUUUCUAUGGCAACAUUUUUUACAUUUAUUCUUGUUUGCUUUGUAUAUCUUAUGGUUGUUGUUUCAUUUUUUGUUAAAAGUCCAACACAACUAUUAAUACCAAAAGUGAAUACAUAUCUUUACGAACAACAAGCAUUACUGUAUAAUAGAACGGAUUUAAUUUAUGGAAAUUAUACAGGUUUUAGUGCAGCAACAAUGCGUGAAAAUACAUAUGCAAAUUAUACAGUUGAUUAUACAACUGGCGAUACAAUGGAUUUUGCUACUGUUUUUGGUGUAUUAUUUUCGAGUAUAACUGGUCUAUUAGCUGGAGCAAAUAUGUCUGGUGAAUUAAAACGACCAAGUCGAAGUAUUCCUACAGGAUCAAUAACAGCUCUUCUAUUUGUAUUUUUCAUUCUUAUCACAGAAGCGCUAUUCAUGGCUGCUACAACUAGCAGAUUUGUUUUAACUAAUAAUUAUUUAUUUUUACAAGAUAUUAAUAUCUGGGAACCAUUUGUAGUUAUUGGUAUAAUAUCAGCAACAUUUUCAGCAUGUUUAUCAGGUCUUGUUGGUGCAUCGAGAAUAUUAGAAGCAUUAGCAGUUGAUGAAAUUUUUGGUCCAUUAUUUCAUUGGAUUCGUGGUGGAACAACUCGUCAUGGAAAUCCAUGGGCUGCUGUCAUAUUUACAUUUAUUCUUGUACAAUUAACUUUAUUAAUUGGUUCAAUGAAUAAAAUAGCUCCAAUUGUCACAAUAUUUUUUCUUUUGGCUUAUUUUGCAGUUAACUUAUCUUGUCUAGCACUUGAUUUAGCAUCAGCACCAAAUUUUCGACCAACAUUUAAAUAUUUCUCUUGGCAUACAGCUUUAAUUGGUGCUGUUGGAUCGAUUAUCAUGUGUUUUAUAGUUUCGGCUGCUUUUGCUUCGAUUGCUAUCGGAGUUUUAAUUGGUUUUAUUUGCAUGUUACAUCUAAGAGAUUUCCCUCGAGCGUCAUGGGGUUCAAUAUCGCAAGCUCUUAUUUUUCAUCAGGUGCGAAAAUAUCUUCUCUUACUUGAUCCACGUAAAGAACAUGUGAAAUUUUGGCGACCACAAAUGCUAUUACUAGUUUCUAAUCCUCGUUCUGCAAUUAAUUUAAUUGAUUUUGUUAAUGAUAUGAAAAAAGGUGGUCUUUUUAUAUUAGGACAUGUUAAAACUGGUCAUAUGGAUAAUGGAUCAAAUGAUACAUGUUCACAAGAAUAUCCUUAUUGGGUAUCAUUAAUUGAUAAUAUGAAAAUUAAAGCAUUUGUUGAUAUGACAUUAGCACCAAGUAUUCGCGAUGGUGUUUUACAAUUAAUGCGAUUGUCAGGAUUAGGUGGUCUUCGUCCGAAUACAGUUAUUCUUGGUUUUUAUGAUAAUGCGGUACCAGAAGAUAAAUUACGUCAUCGUUCAUUUUUCAAAAAACGCUGGCUUAAAACUAAUGCUCCACUCAAUGCUAUGGCUACACCUGCAUUUCAUCAACAACCAAUAAUACAACCUGGUACAAUGGAAGGUGCUAGUACAAUAACAUUGAAUUCAUUUAAUAGUUCGGCAACAAUAAAUGGCAAUGAUAUGUAUCCGUUAUUUAAUUUUGGAGAAUUACGUCAAGAAAAUGAAGAAAAAGUACUUGAUGUUCAUUCAUAUGUACAAAUAAUAAAAGAUGCAUUAAAUCUUAAUAAAAGUAUUUGUCUUGCUCGAAAUUUUCAUCAAUUACAAAAAGAUGAUAUUGAAUCAAAUAGACGAAGAGUUUUUGUUGAUAUCUGGCCGGUUAAUUUUAUCUUUCCGGAAACAUCAACACAAUUUGAUGUAACAUGUCUUUAUAUGCUUCAAUUAGCUACAAUUUUAUCAAUGGUUAAACCAUGGAAAACUCGUGCUACAUUACGUGUUUUUCUUUGUAUUGAUGCAAUAAAUGAUAAUGCACUACGUACUCAACAACAUCUCGAUGAAUUACUUAGUCAACUUCGUAUAAAUGCUCAAACACGUAUGAUUGCAUGGGAAAAUGUAACAAGUCUAUUGAAUAAUCCUUCAACAACAAAUGAUAGUGCAGCAACAAUAUCUGUUGAACAACAAACAACAGCACCACCGCCACCACCACCAACAGCAUCAGCAGCAGCAGCACCAACAAGUUCAUUUGUUGAUAUUAAAGAUGAUUAUAUACGUGGUGUUAAUGAAUUAAUUCGACAGCAAUGUGAUAAUACAUCAUGUCUUUAUUUAUAUUUACCACGACCACCGAAAGACAAAAUACUAUCACAACGUUAUAUACGUGUUUUAGAUAUUUUAUCAAAUGAUUUACCACCUGUUAUGUUUGUACAUGGUGUUUCAUCUGUAACAUGUACUCAAUUAUAA